GCGAAUUCAGUACCGUACAGCUCCCCUUCAGUUAACUUGGGUGUCAGCUUCGGUGCGAGUUUGAGAAGGUGAAGGGUUUACACUGAAAAAACACUUAAUCCAGAAAGAAAAUUUGCUAAAUUGGGAGAAGAUGUUUAGGACUGUGUGUCGGGCGGGAGGUUCCCUGUUAAAGCAGCAGUCCAGGCGACGAGUGCCCACCCAAUGGGUGGUCCCAGCCCAGCAGCGGUGGGCCUCCAACACGCCGAUGAACACCGUCGUCCUGUUUGUGCCCCAGCAGGAGGCCUGGGUGGUGGAGCGGAUGGGCAGGUUCCAUAGGAUACUUGAGCCUGGCUUAAACUUUCUUAUUCCAGUAUUAGAUAGGGUUCGCUAUGUUCAGAGCCUCAAGGAGAUUGUUAUAGAUGUACCAGAGCAGUCUGCUGUUUCUCUAGAUAAUGUGACGCUGCAGAUAGAUGGAGUCUUGUACCUUAGAAUAUUGGACCCUUUUAAGGCUAGCUAUGGUGUAGAGGACCCAGAGUAUGCUGUGACUCAGCUGGCCCAGACCACUAUGCGUUCAGAGUUGGGAAAGUUGACCCUUGAUAAAGUUUUCAGGGAAAGGGAGUCGCUAAACUCCAAUAUAGUGCACUCAAUAAACCAGGCUGCAGAAGAUUGGGGGAUCCGCUGCCUGCGGUACGAGAUCAAGGACAUCCAUGUGCCUCCCCGAGUAAAGGAGUCCAUGCAGAUGCAGGUGGAAGCUGAGAGGCGAAAACGAGCCACAGUGCUGGAAUCCGAGGGCACAAGAGAGGCGGCGAUCAAUGUGGCCGAAGGCAGGAAGCAGGCACAGAUCCUGGCCUCUGAGGGAGAGAAGGCCGAGCAGAUCAAUAAGGCAGCAGGUGAAGCCAACGGACUGUUAGCCAAAGCAGAGGCCAAGGCCAAAGCCAUUCGACUGCUUUCUGAGGCUCUCACACAGCAGAAUGGGAGCGCUGCAGCCUCUCUGAGUGUAGCCGAGCAGUAUGUGUCUGCUUUCUCCAACCUGGCCAAGGAGUCCAACACCAUCCUUCUCCCCUCCAACACGGGUGAUAUCAGCAGCAUGGUCACACAGGCCAUGAGUGUAUAUGGCGCCUUGUCCAAACACCCUUUGGGUUCUACAGAGAGCAAAAACACAGAGCCACAGGAUGCACAGAGACUGGCAUCAGACAAAAGCCAGAGCGAGGCACAUCAGUACCUGUCUUCGUCACAGUAGACCAGCACAUCCUGGAGCACCAACAUCCUACAACCUAAGGAAUGCAUCAUCUCUUGCUUCAUCAACGUCCAUUCUGUAGAAGAGGAACCCGGAGCCUCAGUCCCAUAACUUGUCACUCAGUCCUCUCAUAUUCAUCUUUUGAGUUUAUACCGAGAGAAGAACUUAUUAGCCUUGAGGUAUAGGAGCCCAGUCAUUGCAACACUUUUUUUAUUUUAAAUGAGUUGUUUCAUAUCUCAGUUGUUUGUCAAUGUGUAUUAUCUGACAUGGUGUGUUGUAAAUUCUAGCACUGCUGCUCUGUCAGAGUUCCUGCUUAGAUUGUUAAAUGCCAUGAUCUCAAGAUCAAGAUCUUUUACAGCCUAAGCAAUGCAGUUUACCUGGGGACGAGUUCUAGUGGUGCUCACAUCUUUUUUCCCGUUGCUUCAUCAGAGCUUAAGCAUCACUGCAUUGUUCCCAAUCCAUCAGCAGUCUGUUUCAGGCUCCUGAUUGCAUGGAAUCACUGCAGUGAUGCUUAACUUUCAAGGCUUGAGGGUAUUGUCAAAAACUGUAUUUGUUGAAAUAAUUAUUUUGACAGAAUAGCUGUCUUGGCAUACACAAAAUCUCGGGAUAAUGUAGGGUUGGAUAUACCACCAGUGAGAAAUAAAAGAAAUCUGUUCUUCUUUGCUUUUUGAUUAUUAAUGUACUGAAGUCUGUAUGCAGGAGAAUUUGUAAUUUUACAAUUUUUUGUUGAUUUAGUGUAAAAUUCCUCAUCUGGAACUUUUCACUCCAUGUAACUUUCAUGACUGAGAGCAUAAACCUUGGGAUUAAAGAAGGAACGAUAUCACAGAAGAGGUUUUGUUAUUCUGAUCUAAAGGUGAUUAGACUCCUCUUUAAUAAAGACCUUUAAAAUGAUAUAAGGAGUAAUCACAAUAAGAAGUAAAAAAUAAAUACAUGACCAUUGUGUCCUUUUUGA
This is a messenger RNA of Lepisosteus oculatus (spotted gar), 2168 nucleotides long. It is a transcript of the gene stoml2, whose product is annotated as stomatin (EPB72)-like 2. Gene Ontology annotation, cellular component: mitochondrion; membrane. Lineage: Eukaryota; Metazoa; Chordata; Actinopteri; Semionotiformes; Lepisosteidae. Gene Ontology annotation, biological process: mitochondrion organization. The record is from RefSeq and is a predicted model, not a curated record.